AUGAAAGGCUUUCUUUGGCUCCUAAUUUUUCUUGUUCUACCUGCGGCAUGGGCACUGUCUCCGGCACAUCUCGCAUGUCAGCUCAAGAAGCCUGGACACCUCUCACCUCUGACCGGCUGUAGCCCUGGGACGAUCUUCGUCUCUCAAACUGAUCCCCGGGCCCGCUUUACUAGCGUCCAAGCCGCCCUACUGUCUCUCCCGGAGACGGGUUCGGCGACCAUCCUCAUAGGUGCAGGAGAGUAUCACGAAACGGUGAACGUAACGCGCACAGGUCCCGUCACACUCCUCGGCGAACUUGACCGAAGUACAGCCUUCGACCCUGCAGGGAAUGCCUCGACCCGGAACUUGGUCCACAUCUGGAACAACCAAUUCGUCCAGACGGGCAUGGACGACGCGCAGUCUGCUGUCCUCCUAGUCGCACCCUCUUUCAACGCGUCGUUGAUCGGAGCUGGUCCGACUGGCGCCCCUCUUCAACCUCUGUUUGGCAAUGUCGACUUCAAGGCGUACAACAUCGACUUCGAGAAUCGAGCGGCCAACUUUUCUAUCUCGCAGGCAUUGGUAACGGACAUCUCGUACGCGAACGCGUCGUUCUACGGAUGUGUACUUGCAAGCUACCAGGAUACGUGGUACACCGGACGUAAUGCCAGCACAUAUGUCAUCGACAGCAUCAUUUACGGACAAACGGAUUACUUAUUCGGCUUUGGCACUGCUUGGUUUGAGAAUGUCACAUUGGCCAACCGUGCAUGCGGUGGUGGAAUAUCCGCCUGGAAGGGCACGAACUUGACUGGCGCCCCUGGUAAUCGAUAUGGCGCAUAUAUCUCGAACUCGCGAAUCAUUCGGUCACCGGAUGCUAACGCGACUACCGUCACCGCUGGCAAAUGCUUUCUAGGCAGACCCUGGAACGACCUCGCAACAACGGUAUACUUGCGCACCUUCAUGGACGAUAGCAUCGCUCCGGCAGGAUGGACGCCGUUCGAUAGUGCUAGACCUGUGAUCAUGAACACGACGUUCUACGCGGAGUUCGAUUCAUUCGGCCCAGGUGGUAACACCUCCGCCCGCAUCCCACUGGAGCAUAUAUUGACAAAGGAGGAAGCAAAGAACUUCACAGUCGAGAAGGUCUUCCUUGAGCGUCCAAAGUGGAUCGACUUCGAGUACCUUGUGUAG
Dichomitus squalens LYAD-421 SS1 is the source of this 1164-nucleotide messenger RNA. Its product is annotated as pectin lyase-like protein. The transcript is spliced from 9 exons. Gene Ontology annotation, biological process: cell wall modification. The record is from RefSeq and is a predicted model, not a curated record. Gene Ontology annotation, molecular function: pectinesterase activity. The coding region runs from base 1 to 1164 and encodes 387 amino acids. NCBI's taxonomy places the organism in Eukaryota, Fungi, Basidiomycota, Agaricomycetes, Polyporales, Polyporaceae.